UGAGUGUUCUGACGUUAGUGUUGACUUGACAGUAGCUUGGGUUGUGAGCUUCUGUUUUUUUAGGAUUUAAUUGUAAAUAUUUAGCAUAAUGAACGAAAACGACGAGGAGCUUACUACAUUUUGUGAUUCAGCAGCUGCAUUGGUAGAAGGCUGUAGAUUGCCUGUUCGCAUGCAGGGAGGCAAUGACUGGCCUCUAGCUGAAAUCAUAAGUAUUAAGGAGAUUCGUGGGCAACGAGGUUACUACGUGCAUUAUGUUGACUUCAACAAACGCCUUGACGAAUGGGUGUCCGAGUUGUGGUUGGAUACUCGCAAGGUGCAGUUUCCUCGGAGAGAUGGGGCGCCAGCACCUGCCGGCACCGUCACUCCAAAGAAGACACACAUUGGAUCAGGAGGUGGCAUUAUGCCUCAUGUUAUUAAUGAUAGAGUCUGCAAUGACAUACCGAAAUCUAGUAGUGAUACGAGUAGAGAAGCUAGUGUGACCCCAUUACAGCACAAAGCCCCGGAGAGAACACAUUAUGGCGAAGCGCUCAAUGGUUCCAUUCACAAAAAUGCACCUGUGGGCGGUACGCCGACGGCGGAGCCGCGGGCGCUGGUGUCGCGGCCCGCGAGCCCCACGCUGUCGGCGGAGGCGCCGCUCGUCAACGGCCAGGCGGUGCUGGCCGCCGCGCUGCACAACAAGAAUAGAAAAAGGAAAGCUAAUUCCAUAGACAACGAGUCGGAGGCGGGGGAAGAAGCGGACGCGACCCCAUCAGGCGCGGCCACACCGACCACGAGACCGCGGCAGUCGGGCUCCCUCGUAGCACACGGGCACGACGACUUGGUCACACGUAUGAAAAACAUCGAGAUGAUAGAACUCGGCAAGCAUAGGAUCAGGCCUUGGUACUUCGCUCCCUACCCACAGGAAAUGGUGAAUCUCCCCUGCAUAUACAUAUGCGAUUUCUGUUUAAAAUAUAGGAAAAGUAGAAAAUGUUUGGAAAGGCACUUGAUCAAAUGCAAGCUAAAACACCCUCCCGGAAACGAGAUCUACCGCAAAGGAAGCAUCUCGUUCUUCGAGAUCGACGGACGGAAAAACAAGUGCUACGCGCAGAACCUCUGCCUGCUGGCCAAGCUCUUCCUCGACCACAAAACGCUAUAUUACGACACUGAUCCGUUCUUGUUCUAUGUUAUGACGGAAUUCGACUCUAGAGGAUUCCACAUAGUAGGAUAUUUUUCAAAAGAGAAAGAAAGUACAGAGGACUACAAUGUAGCUUGUAUACUGACUCUACCUCCAUACCAAAGAAAAGGAUAUGGAAAACUUCUAAUAGAAUUUAGUUACGAACUGUCAAAGUUCGAAGGCAAAACAGGUUCGCCAGAGAAGCCGCUCUCGGAUUUAGGACUGCUGUCCUAUCGCAGCUACUGGGCGCAGACCAUCCUGGAUAUUCUGAUGCACAGCAAACCAGUUGGCGACAAUGAGAAACCCAUCAUCACUAUAAAUGAAAUCUGCGAACUGACUAGUAUUAAAAAGGAGGACGUGAUAAGCACUCUACAGAACCUGAACCUCAUCAACUAUUACAAGGGCCAGUACAUCAUCUCCGUCAAUCAGGAACUGAUGCAGCAACAUGAAAAGAGUAUGGAGAAACGUACGCUGAAGAUUGACCCCAAAUGUCUGCAUUGGACGCCUAAGGAUUGGUCGAAACGAUCCAAAUGUGUUUGAGGAGCUGCGAGCUAUAACUCUGGCUUCCGACACGUACGCAUUUUGUUCAUUUUGUAUUUAAUCAAAUAUUCUAAUGCAACUCAUUUAUUUAUUGCGAUCUCAUCAUCUGUCACUGCAUUUUCCUGAAAUUUUUCCACUUUUUAUCAAAUCACUAACAUAUUCGUACGUUGAUUAUUUAAAAUUCACAACUAAGAGGAGUUUUUGGCAUCUUUUGUAUAGUUUGUCAAAAAAGUCGUGACAUUCAAACUGUCUGCUCCUACAUUUUAUUAAUUUUCCGCUUCUUUCUACUGAAGGAAAUGGCUGGCAGAUUUUAUCUCUCAAUAUUGAUGAAAAAACGAUAUUGUGUUUUGAUUAUAAAAUACCUAUCAGCCGAUAUUUAUUUUAUGGGAGUAAUAUUCUAACUGCAAGUUCAUACAAUUUUACUGAAUACUUACUUAGUUUCUAAAUAAGAUGCAAGUAACAAAAUGAGGAGUGUCUUUUCAAAAUGACUUAUUGUGUAAGUCACUAAGAUUUAUUUCUCUAGGAAGACAUAGUUAAAAAUAACCUCUCUGUUGACUUAUAGAAAUAAGUCCUUUUGAAAAGACACUCCUCAAAUAUUAUUUAUUAUGAAAACAACACGGAAUUUACUUAUGUUGUUGUGAAUUUUAAACGUCGUUGUAGAAUUUGUAAUUUUGUAGGUAUUUCUUUCUUUAUCAUCUUAGGUAUUUAUUUGUAUGCUUGUAUAUUAACAUCUAAUCUGUAUAAGUUGUAUUAAAUGCAUCUAUUAAGAAAUAAUUAUUACUUACACUUAAUAUACUUCAUUGCUUUUCAUUACUUAUAAAUUUUUAACCAUUCAUGGCAUUGCUAUUUUAGUUUGAUCAUAUUUCUUCUAGGUUUCUUCCAUUAUUCUUUCGGCGAAAUCAUCUUCUCAUAGUUCUCAUAUCUUCAAUCCAAACAAAUAAUCGUGAUAUCUUUUUAGUACAGUACAGAUACCUACAGAGAUUUAGCUUUAGUAACUCUGUUGAAUAAAUAACUGAUAAACAUAGUAGAAUGAGAGAGAAAAGAUGAAUUCGGCGAAAUAUUGCAAUAAAUGUAACACAUGCAGAUGUAUGAACUCAUAUUAUUCUGUAGCUUUCAUAAAUAUAACGGCAUGUUUUUUUGUAUAAUACAAGUAUAAUUUUUCAGCCCACAUUCAGAACUUUUAUUAAGUAACGUAAAGUAAACAAAUCCAAGAAAAAUAACAGAAUUAUUUCGUACGUCAAUGUGAGUCACUUAAAUCCUGAGAAUGUAAUGUAACUUUAAGUCAGCGACAAAAAAUGUUUCGUUAAAUAUUUUUUCUUACUAUAUGUAAGUAUUGUAUCUAUAUCAAAGAAAAUCAAUAUAAUAAAAAAAAAUAUCACCUAAGUUAGGUAAUAUUUAGUUUCUUAA
Messenger RNA from Leguminivora glycinivorella, 3100 nucleotides. RefSeq names its product histone acetyltransferase Tip60 (gene Tip60). The record is from RefSeq and is a predicted model, not a curated record. Bases 89 to 1693 code for a protein of 534 amino acids. The transcript has 13 exons. NCBI's taxonomy places the organism in Eukaryota, Metazoa, Arthropoda, Insecta, Lepidoptera, Tortricidae. Gene Ontology annotation, molecular function: histone acetyltransferase activity. Gene Ontology annotation, biological process: regulation of DNA-templated transcription.